ACUAAUGCUCCCUGUUUUCCCAUCCUGAGUCACAUCACACUUGAUUAUUUACCUGUGCAAGGUUCCUUGGUGCCAUAUAUGAAAUGGUGUGCAAGAUUGCUUCCCAAGAACUUUGGUGACAUUCAGAUGGUGAAAGGCAAAUACAAGUGGGAAUGA
This is a messenger RNA of Suillus subaureus, 156 nucleotides long. RefSeq lists its product as uncharacterized. The annotation marks the transcript as partial. The record is from RefSeq and is a predicted model, not a curated record. Lineage: Eukaryota; Fungi; Basidiomycota; Agaricomycetes; Boletales; Suillaceae. The transcript is spliced from 2 exons.